Molecule: messenger RNA, 773 nt
Organism: Colletotrichum phormii
Lineage: Eukaryota; Fungi; Ascomycota; Sordariomycetes; Glomerellales; Glomerellaceae
Exons: 1
Coding region: 269-724 (151 amino acids)
Source: RefSeq, a predicted model, not a curated record
UCUAGGAGGAACCCAAGUUCGGCUAGGGUACUGCCCUGACAUGCUUCUGUUCCUCGAUUCCUUGCCUACCUUGGCCAACGACACAUUGGUCGAUCUUGUCUUUGCUGAUCGCAUGGAGGACGCCAAGUUGCUGUGCGAUGGGCAUGUUUCAUUGGAACAUGAGUUCAAUAUCAAGCUUCCUGGAAAUGAUUUCAAGAUUACCCAAAACUUUAUCACAGCGAUCCGUUAAAGAAAAGCGGUUAAACCCCAGGGCUUUACAUCUACGGUGAUGACGUCGAGAUCCAGAUCGCAUGCUAGGCGCCUAGAGUACGCAUUGCAACAGGCUCAGGCCACCGGAUUGCAGGAAAAGCUUCUGGAAAGACUGGAAAGACUUCUCAAAGAAAUGGUAUAUUGGGGUAUCCCAAUUACACAGGAAGCCUUGAUUGCAAUGCUACGCUGGAUGGGACCAACAAGAAGCACCGAGAUUAUCGAGGGCCAGUGCGAAGUAUUCGAGGUCGAUCAGAAGUUAGUGGAGGAAAUCAGGAAAAGCUUUCUCCACGAGCCAAUGCGCCGUUGGAUUGAAGCUAUGAUAGACAGCGACAAUAUCGACUUCGGAUUUGACGUUGUAGGAUACUGUCGUCAGUUCGAGGAUAAAUCGGAUAAGAGUUGGUCACAUAGCGCGUCUGUCGCAUAUUAUUACGGCACGCAGCCAGGGGUUGGAAGUAGCUUGCAUUCACCUCACUAGACCAAAAAAGGAAAGCAGUUUAUACUGAGAGAAUGUAAGUUCCACGUGA